Synchiropus splendidus (mandarinfish) is the source of this 3881-nucleotide messenger RNA. RefSeq names its product heterogeneous nuclear ribonucleoprotein Ub (gene hnrnpub). Bases 144 to 2540 code for a protein of 798 amino acids. The transcript has 14 exons. Gene Ontology annotation, molecular function: poly(C) RNA binding; TFIIH-class transcription factor complex binding; ribonucleoprotein complex binding. NCBI's taxonomy places the organism in Eukaryota, Metazoa, Chordata, Actinopteri, Syngnathiformes, Callionymidae. Gene Ontology annotation, biological process: positive regulation of attachment of mitotic spindle microtubules to kinetochore; regulation of chromatin organization; positive regulation of transcription by RNA polymerase II. The record is from RefSeq and is a predicted model, not a curated record. Gene Ontology annotation, cellular component: cytoplasmic ribonucleoprotein granule; nuclear matrix; nuclear speck.
CAAACGCGGGGCAGCUCUUCAGCCGGCGAAGAUCCAACCGAAGGCGGCGUCUACCUACGCGGGUCACUUCUCCAGCCGAGACACAAAGGCCGUCCGGUUAUUUAUCGAUUUUAUUAGUCUGUUCUUGUCUUAAAACUAGCACGAUGAGUUCCAUCAAUGUGAAGAAGCUGAAAGUGAACGAACUGAAGGACGAGCUGAAGAAGCGGAAUCUCUCCGACAAGGGCCUGAAGGCCGAGCUGAUGGACCGCCUGCAGUCGGCGCUGGACGAGGAGGCCCUGGUCGGGGAGACUGCGCUCGAUCAAGAUGAGAGCGAGCCACUCGAACAAGAGGGAAUGGGCGAAGAGGAAGAAGGCCCGGUCGAGGAAAGCAUGGAGGCUAACGACGAGGAAGACGUGGAGCCCGAGAAUGAGGGCGAUGGUAAUGGCGUCGAUGAGGAGAUGGCUGAGGGGGAAGAGGAACCCGUCGAGUACGAGGUUGACGAAAUUGAGAAAGAAGCUGAAGCUGAAGCUGACGACGGUGAGCCGGGAGACGACGCGGCCGAGGGGGAUGCGGACAAAGACACGAAUGCUGAUCAGAAGAAUAAGAAGGGUGUUAAGAGACGCCGGGAGGAACAUGGAAGGGGCUACUUUGAGUUUAUUGAAGAGAACAAAUACAGCUGGGCCUCUUUUAAGUCUCCCGCACCCCCUCUUGAAGAAGAAGAUGAGGAGUUUGAUGACACCAAAGUCUGUCUUGACACAUACAACUGCGACCUCAACUUCAAGGUGUCUCGGGACCGCUACAGUGCCUGUUCUCUCACAAUGGAGAGUUUUGCUUACCUCUGGGCUGGCGGAAAGGCCACUUAUGGUGUGAAUGGAGGCAAAGCCUGCUUCGAAAUGAAGGUUACAGAGAAGAUUCCUGUGAAACAUGUUUCCACCAAGAGCAUGGAUAUUCAUGACGUGCAGGUCGGCUGGUCCCCAUCUACGGGCACCCUGCUGCUCGGUGAGGGGGAGAAUUCGUAUGCCUACUCUGGGAAAGGAAAGAAGACAACCAACUGUGUGACUGAGGACUUUGGUGAAACCUUUGAGGAGAAUGAUGUCAUCUGCUGCCUUAUUGAUUUCACCGGCGACGAAGUGGUCAUGUCCUUCUCCAAAAAUGGUGGCGAGCCAGCGGUCGCAUUCACCGUCAGCAAGGAGUCUCUGAACGACCAGGCUCUUUUCCCUCAUGUCAUUUGCCACAACUGCGCUGUGGAGUUCAACUUUGGCCAGAUGGAGGAGCCGUUCUUCCCCCAGGUGGAAGGUUACACUUUCAUGGAACAGAUUCCUCUGGAUGAGCGUGUUCGUGGACUCAAAGGGCCCCAGACCAAAGCCGAUUGUGAGAUUGUUGUGAUGGUUGGCCUCCCAGGAGCUGGAAAGACAACAUGGGUGAAGAACCACGUUGAGGAAAACCCUGGCAAAUACUACAUCCUGGGCAGCGACAGCAUUGUGGACAAGAUGAUGAUAAACAGCCUGAAGCGCCAGUCAAAGGACAUAUCCAAACUCACCACCAUCUCUCAGCGUGCUCCUCUUUUCUUGGGCAAGUUUAUCGAGAUCGCUGCCCGUAAGAAAAGAAACUACAUCCUGGAUCAUACCAACUUGUCCGCUCCAGGCCAGAGUAGGAAGAUGUGCCUGUUCGCCGGCUUCCAGCGUAAAGCUGUCGUGGUGAUUCCCACCGAUGAGGAUUACAAAGAGAGGGUCCAGAAGAAGGUGGAGAGUGACGGCAAGGAAGUGCCCGAGCACGCUGUUCUGAAGAUGAAAGGCUUCUAUGCCCUGCCAGAAGAGGGCGUGAGCUUCAACGAGGUGGUGUUCACUGAACAAACCAAGGAAGAGGCUGCCAAGCUGCUGGAGCAGUACAAAGAGGAGAGCAAAUCGGCUCUGCCUGCCGAGAAAAAGCCCAACCAGGGCAGCAUCACCCCGAAGCGGGGCGGCCUCCAGCGUGGCGGUCUGCAGCGAGGCGGCGCCAGGGGGGGAAAGAACCACUUCAAUCGCGGCGGAAUGAUGGGGCCAAGGGGCGGCAGUCGCGGAGGCUUCCCAAACAGAGGAAACUUCAGAGGAGGUCCCUCACCUCGUGGAGGCUUCAACCGCCCUCCUCGCGGCUUCAUGCCACCUCCCGCAUUCAGAGGUGGCUUCUCCAGCCGCGGCAACUAUGGCCGCGGAGGUCCCCCGCCCAGCAUGGGUGGUUCCCCAAGGGGUGCACCCAUGAGAGGCGGCAUGCUUCCCAGGGGUGGACACAUGAAUCGCGGCGCUCCGAUGAGCAGAGGCAACAUGAGCCGAGGGAACAUGGGCCGAGGGGGGCCUGUCAACAUGAGCCGGGGAGGCAGCAGAGGACAUCCUGGACAGUUCCAGCAGAGAGGGGGUAACCGUGGCAACUUUGGAAACAAAAACGGCAACUUCGGCAACAACAGGAACGGCGGCAACUUCAACAGGAACGGCAUGGACAAGGCGCAGGCCUUCAACCAGAGCUGGCAGCAAGGGUUCUGGAACCAGAAGCCAUGGAGUCAGCAGUAUCAGCCUGGAUAUUACUAAGACUCGUUCUCAUGGACUGGUGGUCUCUUUUCAGGAGCACCAACGGCCACGGAACAGUUUUCUUUUCCAACUUUUCCGGACCCUGUUUUUAAGAUAUUCUAAAAUUCUCGCCAACUGACAGACUUCUGGAGCUCCAACAUUCCACAUACAAGAGCCGACAGAUGACCAGAGCUCAUCCAGUUUUUUUUUUUUUUUUUAAUCCUCUACACUUUAGUCAAAUGGCAUCACUCGUUUUUCUUUUCCCAUUUUAAAUGCUUUUAAAAUUCACCAUUUGUAGGAAACAAAUGUCAUCCUCCGGGAUUUAUUUUUUCAUAUGUGUAUUUUUUUGUGGUGUGUUUUGCUUAUUUUUUGUUAUAAAUUGUAAAUAUGAUUUCCUGCGUAGUUUGUGUGAGAUUGAUGGAAAUGUUUCCACUCAAACCAACCCUCGGCUUCCUGGCUGCAAGCAUGGUAGCUGAUGUUAGUGUCUGAAGUCUGCUGUCAAACAGUCCGAGAGUCAAAGGAAAUUUGUGUUUCGUCAGUCAAACCUGUAAACUAUAGAAUUACAAUAAACAACUGGUUGGCUUUUUUUUUUUCGAGCAUCCUGCCUUAUGACUUCUGAUUCACUUCAAAGGUGUGUAAAAGACCUUUGAACGGGCGCACUGACGCACCACUUGGCGCCUCAUUACUUAACUCUCAUCCCGGCUUUGAUGUGUUUUUAUUGUCGGCCUUUUAAUGCUGUGAAAAGGGCCAUUGAAAGGAUUAAAGUAAGCCAUUUACCAUGCUUCUAUUUAAACAACUGCCCACCACUGAUCUUUUAACUUGAUUCAUGGUCUUAAUUUACCACCAUUUAUUUCUGAAAGAAGUUGACAGCCACUUGCGCUGAUCAUAUCGUAGCAUUAAAUGCCACAUCUGAAGUUGCUUGUUGAGCACAAACGCAGUGGAGUACAACACGGGCCAUUAUCACCAGCGUUACAAAAAGGGCUACAGUGUUGCAUCAAACUUCUAUGAUUGUACAUGGGUUAAACCAGGACGUUGAUGUUGGCCCGACAACAGUGGCAGCUCCUUCUGCUCGUGUGGGACUCGGCUGCAAAUAAAGGUUCACCAAAUCAAAUCCAUUUCCAUCAAACUAAUGUAAACAAGAUCCUGCACGAAUGUCCUUGACUGUAUCCUGUGUUGUGAUUGAGAAGUGUUAGUUUGCCCGAGUACUGCUUUGUGAAGGUCUGCUAUUCCAAUGUUUUUAUUUUUUUGAUGCUUUAAGCUUUUACUUUACAGCCAAACCUGUACAAACCGCCAAUCCCUAUUUCUAAAAUCUCAGUUGCAGAUUGUACAUCAGGUCUUUUAUGAUUAAACGAUGCAAAUGAA